AUGUCUGGACGCGGUAAAAGCGGUGGCAAAGGUCUCGGAAAGGGCGGUGCCAAACGUCACCGUAAGAUCCUGAGAGAUAACAUCCAAGGUAUCACCAAGCCUGCGAUCCGAAGACUUGCUCGAAGAGGAGGAGUCAAGCGAAUCUCUGGACUGAUCUAUGAGGAGACCCGAGGAGUACUGAAAAUCUUCCUCGAGAAUGUCAUUCGUGACUCGGUCACUUACACCGAACAUGCCAAGCGGAAAACAGUGACUUCACUCGAUGUCGUCUACGCCCUCAAACGGCAAGGCCGAACACUCUAUGGAUUCGGCGCUUAA
Puccinia graminis f. sp. tritici CRL 75-36-700-3 is the source of this 315-nucleotide messenger RNA. RefSeq names its product histone H4. The transcript is spliced from 3 exons. Gene Ontology annotation, molecular function: protein heterodimerization activity; structural constituent of chromatin; DNA binding. Gene Ontology annotation, cellular component: nucleosome. Gene Ontology annotation, biological process: nucleosome assembly. Bases 1 to 315 code for a protein of 104 amino acids. NCBI's taxonomy places the organism in Eukaryota, Fungi, Basidiomycota, Pucciniomycetes, Pucciniales, Pucciniaceae. The record is from RefSeq and is a predicted model, not a curated record.